Molecule: messenger RNA, 1236 nt
Organism: Racocetra persica
Lineage: Eukaryota; Fungi; Glomeromycota; Glomeromycetes; Diversisporales; Gigasporaceae
Source: the annotation of a GenBank genome assembly
GGAUUCUAUGAAAGUGGAGAACGUAACAUGUCAACUUCCAAAUUUGCACUUGAUGUUUACUUGAUGUUGAAUCUUAAUUUGUCCAGGUGGCGAAAUUGUUUACGAAAAAGCAUAAAUAUAACCGACCUUUUACCCCUUGCUCCGUCGAAAUCGCACACCUUUCCCUCAUCUCCCCUUAAAGGAAUGUUUCAACCGUCGAUGAAAUUUGAUGCUCCUGCUUAUUGUUCUGCCCCGAACUUCAUCUCUUCUCAUAAAACAAAAUCUCCCACUCUCCAGGCAACUUCAAAUUUGACACGUUGCACGUUGGCUCCAAUCACAAGCCUAAUUACGUCCAUUACUUCUUCGUCACCAACGAAUGAAAUUAUGAAUAACAGUAAUACAAUGUUCCCUAUUGUUUCUUGUCAAUCUAGCGCUUCUUCCAAUGGUAAAAAUAAACGCGGCAGAAAGCCCUUACCAACAAUGCCUUCUGAAAAGAGGCAUUUCAGAAAUUUAGUCAACCAACGCGCAUUCCGUGAACGUAAAAAAACUUACGUUCGUGAUCUAGAAACUAAAGCUUCAAAAUUCGAAGCUUUGUAUACUGAAUCUCUAACUGAGAUUAAAUCAUUGAAAGAAAGGGUCGCGUUGUUAGAAAAAUUCAUUGCAAGUAAUAAUAUGAAUGAUGCCGCUGAUGGUUAUAUGGUCGAAGAUAAUCAUCCCAAUGAAAAUCGUUUACCUCAGGAAAUCUACAAACGCAAAGAAAACGUGUCAUAUACGAUGUCCACUGUCUCAGAUCAAUAUUCAAGUUAUCCUUCAACGUCUGGGAAUUGUAACUUGUUAUCGUUCCCUCCAAGUACCACAUCAACAUACAUACUUAAUGAUGUACGACAGCGACAAAGAAGUAACCAACAACUUGAAGAACCUUUUCAAAAUUCUUUACAAUCAGAUACUAUUAAUAAUCCUACCCCUGCAUAUGGUCCUCGUUCUCCAACUCACUCUUCCUCUUCAAUUGAAACAAUGGAAUCUGGUGAAAGCAAUGGUUCGGCUGUAACUUUAAAUGGUCUCUCUAAUCCAAUGACCACUUCCACUUCUUUCUAUUCCAUUUUUUCAAAUGAACAAAAAAGUUAUUGGAUACCUACUUUACCGGCUGCUUCUAAUGAUGAAGAAUCCGCGUGGCAGAAAUUAGAUCAACAAAGAUGGCGUUCACUGGCAUCAACAUUACCACCGCACCUUCAAUAUGAUGUCAAUCGGGGAAGUUAA